Messenger RNA from Oncorhynchus gorbuscha (pink salmon), 3523 nucleotides. Its product is annotated as zinc finger protein 253-like. NCBI's taxonomy places the organism in Eukaryota, Metazoa, Chordata, Actinopteri, Salmoniformes, Salmonidae. The record is from RefSeq and is a predicted model, not a curated record. Gene Ontology annotation, molecular function: DNA-binding transcription factor activity, RNA polymerase II-specific; RNA polymerase II cis-regulatory region sequence-specific DNA binding. The transcript is spliced from 2 exons. Gene Ontology annotation, biological process: regulation of DNA-templated transcription. Bases 1232 to 2416 code for a protein of 394 amino acids.
GACACGAUGGUUAACCUGUCAACUUCUAGUGAAUAUUUUGUUUUCAUUUCAUCUGUGACGCGCUAGAUGCCUUUUCUUAACAUUGAUCUUUAAAAAAAUCCCCUGUGACUGAUAUUCUUAAUACAUUUUUGCUGCAGCUCACUGCCCCCCAGAUUGCUGUAUUAUUAACCCAUAUUUUUUACCUGACGAUUUAUAUAUCUGGUACUACUCUUAAAGUUUGGAAGGCGGCCCAUGUACUCCCCCUUCACUAAGAUGGUGACCCUUGUGACCUAAAUACUUAUUGGCCUAUUUCUAAACUUUAUUGCCUUGCUAAAAUAUUAGAAUACUUGAUUAAUUCUCAGCUAAGAACUUUAUCUUUGGAAUGUUUUCUAAAUGUACAUCAGUCUGGUUUUAGACCAGGUCAUAGCCCUAUCUCUGCUCCAUCCCUAGUUAUAAAUGAUGUGGUUAGCUGUAUAGAUGAAAGGCAACAUUGUGCUGCCCUCCUCAUUAACCUGUCAAAGGCUUUCAGUACUGUUAAUCACUCACUGCUAAUACAGAGGCUUUCAAUUGACCUAGACCAGGCUGCAUGUAACUGGUUUAAGAGUUACUUGACAGAUAACUCAAUGUAUAUCUCCUGAUGGUGUUAAAUCAGGUUUUCUGGAUAUUAGGAAAAGGUGUCCAUCGGGUUGAUUCUGGGUCCUGUACUUUUUAUAUUAACAAUAUCAAAUUGUAUGUAAAAAAUGGUAACCUGCACUUGUAUGCCAAUGAUACUGUUGUGUAUGCUAUUGCCUCCACCCUGUUGACCAGGCUCUAUCUGAACUUCAGUCUGCCUUCAUUGUAUUGCAGAAAAACUUUAUUGACCUAAAAUUAGUACUGAAAACUAAGUAACAUCUUGUUCUCUAGAGAGCAUAAAAAUAAGUUUGUACUUUGGAUGGUCACUUUUUACCCACUAUUGAGUACUUUCUUCCUUUUGAAGUUAUGAUAAAACAUUUUAUGGAAAAGUUAUGGAAUGAUUUCUUAAAGAGUGGGAACCCUGUUUAAAAAAAACAUAUCACAAUUACUUCAAGCGAUCCAUGUGUUUUAUAACUAGUAUGUAAUUUUUUCCUUGGUUAUUCAUUUUACAGUUUCAUGUUACAUUACUCUUACUUUGAAGGGUUAAAUAAAAUUGCCCCGGAAGUUCUUCAUUACUGUUGGCUUCACCGGUGACGGAACACACAACACACGCUAGCCAGCCAUUGGCAUUCUCUGAAAAAUGUCUAAAUUGGAGUUGUUGAGAGUGAUUUUUAACCAACGAUGUACAGGCGCUGCAGAUGAGAUAUUCAGAGCCGUUGCGAAAACGAUAUCAGAGUACCAGGACAACGUUAAUCUAUCGAAAGAGGACAACGGCCGUCUACAGGGGCUGCUUGACGUCAUCCUGAAACCUGAGAUAAAGUUGUAUAGAGCAGAUUUUGAGCAGUUCAUUGUCUCUGAAGUGGAGUUUCCCCCUGAGCAGCAGCAAUUUGAACAAGAGUGGAGCCCCGAUCUGGGGCAAGAUGACUGGAACCCCUUACAGAUUAAAGAGGAACAGGGGGAAUUCAGUAUCAUCCAGGAGGAGGAAGACUCUGUAUUCACUCCUGCCUGGGUGAAAAGUGACUAUGAUCAGUACUCAACUCAGUCCUCACAAACCCAAAGUGAAGAGUACAAAGACAGAACAAAACCUAAGGGAGUGGAUUAUUCAAAGCCAACCCGUGGCUCUUGGCCCAAAUCGAGGAGGACACCGACAGAAAAUAGAAAAGGCUUUAUCAGCUCCAAGGGUAGAAAAUCAAUGGAUCUGAAAUCACCAGUGCAAAGGAGGCGUCACACAGAAGAGAAAUCAUUUUGCUGUAGUGAUUGUGGUGAAUGUUUCACUCAGAUGGGAAAACUGAAUUCUCAUAGGAUCAUGAUACACUCCAGAGGUAAUCAGUUUCGCUGUGAUGAAUGUGGCAAAUGUUUUGCUCAGUGGGGAUAUCUGAAUUCUCAUAUGAGGAUUCACACAAGGGUGAAUUGUGGCAAAAUAUUCACUCAGUCUGGCCGUUUCGAACCCUCCUUGACCACUUUGAAGGAUCGCACAGGAGAGAAACCUUAUUGCUGUGGUGAAUGUGGCAAAUCUUUUUCUAACACUGGGUCCCUGAAUUAUCAUAGGAGGUCGCACACAGAGAAGAAAUCGCAUCGCUGCCAUGAUUGUGGCAAAUGUUUUUAUAAAUGUAUGGAUCUGAAUAUUCACAGGAGGAUUCACACAGGGGAGAAACCAUAUCACUGCCAGUUCUGUGGAAAAUGUUAUAAUCAGCAGACUUCUCUAAGUUAUCACAUGAGGAAUCACACAGAGACAUCUUGUAACUGUCAUUAUUGUGGCAGAUAUAUUCGUCAUAGAGGUAAUCUGACAGCGCAUAUGAGGAUUCACACGAGGAAAAUCAGAUAAUUGUUGCUAUAGUAGCACAUCUUUAAGCACUGGCAGUCACAUAUGACAGUCAUAUACAUAUGCACAAUGUAUAGAUGUAUAUGAGUGCAUAUGAAGAUAAUCAGAUGAGCAAUAAACUAUUUUGCUGUCAGGAUUGUUGUAAAUGGUUCACUCAUUCCAAUCUGAAUCGUCUGGGGAGACAGAGGGGAGGAACCACAUUAAUACCAUAACUGGCAAAUCUUUCACAACUGCCUUUUAUUUGACACUGCGUAUGAGACAUUCACACAUUACACGUUUUCUGUAGAAAAUGCUUUAUUGCCAGAAGUGCAUUGAAUAGUCAUUAGAGAACACACAGCGAAGAACAACCUUCAAAGCCUGAAGGUUCACCCGAGGACACACUUGAUUGACCUUUACUCUGGUAGCCCUGAAGCCUGAUCUCUAUUCAAAUCAAAUUGUAUUGGUCACAUACACAUAUUUAGCAGAUGUUCUUGCGAUUGUAGCAAAAUGCUUUUGUUCCUAGCUCCAACCUUGCAGUAGUAUAUAACAAUUCAAAAAAUGCCUUGGAACAAAGGAUCCAAUUUGGGAAAAGUUGUAUUACUGUUGGUAAUGCUGGUGAGUUACCGCCGCUCUGAUAUCUAAAAGUACUUUCAGGCUGUAUGUAAUAACACACACACAAAUGCUGGGCUAAUAAUGUAAGAAGUAGCACACACAAAAAUUCUGCAAAGUUGCUUAGCUAGAAGCAAAGCUGCCAUGACUGACGGCACAAUCUAUGCAUAACUAUUGAAGGCCAUAAUCAGGACAUGUUCUGCUAAACCUGUCAUUUUCCAUUCUGUAUUGGCAGUAACUUUCAUUAAGUGUGAAACGAUUUUUCCACUGAGAUCAGAACUUGUGGUUAAUUGUGUAGCCCGUCUCUUCCAGAAACCAAUUUGUGUGUUUCAUUGUUAAAUAUCACCCAUCGUCUAUAAUGAUGCAUGCAUGUCUCAUUCAGAAUUACUGUUCUUGUCACUCCGAAGAAUAAUUAGCCAUUUGCCAUUUUAGCAGUUGUAUCUUGAAAAUGUUGCUGACUUUGCAGAGCGAUCUCCCAGUAGGCCUACUGUUUGCGCCAUUAAAUACUUUUUCUGAAUUUGA